Molecule: messenger RNA, 462 nt
Organism: Paramecium tetraurelia
Lineage: Eukaryota; Ciliophora; Oligohymenophorea; Peniculida; Parameciidae
Exons: 2
Cellular component (GO): histone acetyltransferase complex
Source: RefSeq, a predicted model, not a curated record
AUGGAUAAAAAAUAUUCAGAACUUCUUGAGAAGAAGGGGAUCUUGGAGAAUGAACUUAAAAAUUUAGAAAAGACUAUAUUUGAUGAAGAAACAAAAUAUUUGGAGGAAACAGGUCAUUUAGGAAAUGUGAUAAAAGGAUGGGAAGGGUAUUUGAGUAUGAAGAAUUCUAAAUUGGGUGGAAAUUUAUAAAGGAAAGGGAAGAUAAAUCCAAACGAUAGAAUAUUUUCAUAGAGUAGCAAAACGUCGCCUUUUGUAUAGGAGGUUUCACAACCUGUUUAGACGGCUGGAUCUUAAAAAUAAGUGUUGAAUGAAGGAAGUGGAGAGGAGAAAAAAGAAUACCAUUUCAGAAGGACUAAGAAAAUAAUAAAUAUGUUAGAUUUCAAAAGGGGAGGUUUUCACUCUCCGAUGACAUCUAGUGAUGAAUAUCAUGAAAAGAAGGGCAAAGUACAAAAGAGGAUUUGA